UCAAAUUAUGUUGUAAACAACGAAUGAGUUUUGCCGCUGAGUGCUGUGUGUGCAAGAAGCCUUUGAGAUGCUUUAGUACUUAAAAAACCCAUGGAAGAUGUCUGAGGAAGAGAACCAUCUUAAUGCGCCAGUCGGCAACCGAAUUGCUCUCUGGAAGCAAGUCGAGAAACAGCACCAGGAAAAACAGCUCAUCAACCCCUUCUCGGAAUGGGAAGGUGCAUCGACCCGCGCCAAGCUCCGACCGGACGACCUGGAGUACGCGCGUCCCGUGGAAGGGUCCAUGACGGCGAUCCGAGGCCAGGCCGCCGGCCAGCGUAUCUCGGGCGAGAUCCAGAAUUUGAUCGACGUCAUCCAGCGCGUCGGCAGGCCGUGUGAGGACGGGCGGCACCAGGUCACUUUCGGCAGGCUCUUCGAGAUCUACGUUAAAAUCUCCAAUAAGUUGGUGGGGAUCCUGUUGAGGGCGCGCAGGCAGGGACUGGUGGCGUUUGAAGGGGAGAUGCUGUGGCAGGGCAAAGACGACAACGUGGUCAUUACGCUGUUGGAACCUUGUGACGAAAAACAAGGCAGCAGUUAGCCUCCCAAAAGUAUAUUAUUGCAUUUAUUCAAGGUGUCCUUUUUCCUAAAUGAACCUAAUUUUUUUCGCUCUGGUGCAGUGAACAUAGAGGCUGGAAAUAGGCCCGAGACCUAAUGACAUGCUUUGUUUAUCUGUGCUCUUUCCUAUGUGGUAGACGGUCCCUACUUCGUCUGGCGUCCCGACUUCGCUCCCAUAGGAGAGCGCAUAUGUA
This is a messenger RNA of Patiria miniata (bat star), 785 nucleotides long. Its product is annotated as actin-binding Rho-activating protein-like. The record is from RefSeq and is a predicted model, not a curated record. Bases 98 to 574 code for a protein of 158 amino acids. The transcript has 2 exons. Lineage: Eukaryota; Metazoa; Echinodermata; Asteroidea; Valvatida; Asterinidae. Gene Ontology annotation, molecular function: actin binding. Gene Ontology annotation, biological process: positive regulation of Rho protein signal transduction.